Molecule: messenger RNA, 231 nt
Organism: Anopheles marshallii
Lineage: Eukaryota; Metazoa; Arthropoda; Insecta; Diptera; Culicidae
Exons: 1
Coding region: 1-111 (36 amino acids)
Source: RefSeq, a predicted model, not a curated record
AUGAGUAACAGUGCGAUGGUGGCCGUGGCGAUCUGCUGUAUAUUGGUGCUGCUAGCCGUGUUUAUCGUGCUGAUCAUAGUGGUCGGUUCGACGAUGGGCGAACCGAAGUGAGAUAAGCUCCAACUGGGGCCAGGUCACUUCGCCGAUGGAUAGCCAAGGCCCCCCGGCUGUUAGAAUUUGGACGGAUUUUGUUCCACGGGUGCUGCCGCUACUGCUGCCGUUGCCGACGGA